GAGUGAGUGAAGAGAUGAAUACUCAACAUGAAGUUCAGCAGAUUCAGGAGCAGAUGUAAAUAUGAUAGCCUCCUUGAAGGCCCUGAGGAGACUAAAGUCCAGCUGGAUGAGGUCUACACAGAUAUCCAUGUCACAGAGGGAGUGAGUGAAGAGAUGAAUACUCAACAUGAAGUUCAGCAGAUUCAGGAGCAGACCAAACGUCAUUCAGACAAAGACAAUAUAACCAAGUGCAAUGACAUUAUGAACUCUCCACCUGGUAAAAAAGUCAACACAGUGAUGACCACUGGCAUUGCUGGCAUUGGGAAAUCUGUGUGUGUGCAGAAGUUUGGUCUAGACUGGGCAGAAGGAAGAACCAAUCAGGACAUAGAUUUCAUCUUUGUGCUUCCUUUCCGAGAACUGAGCUUACUUGACUCAGAGCAGUACAGUCUUCCCACACUUUUGUUGUCUUUCUAUCCCGAGCUGACUGAGUUGAAUAAUGUGAAGAUAUAUGGCAACUCAAAGAUUUUGUUUAUCUUCGAUGGUCUAGAUGAAAGCAAACUAGAGUUCAAUUUCCCAUCUACUCAAAAGCUGCAUGAUCUGAAACAGACAUCAUCUUUGGGUAAGCUACUAACACAUCUCAUUAAAGGCCAUCUGCUCCGUUCAUCUCUCAUCUGGAUCACAUCAAGACCUGCAGCAGUCAAUCAGAUCCCUUCUCAUUACGUAGACAAGUGGACUGAAAUACGUGGAUUUAAUGACAUCCAGAAGGAUGAGUACUUCAGCAAGAGAAUGGCAAAUAGUCAUACUGACAAGAUCAUUUCACAAAUCAAGACAAGAUGCAGCCUCUACAUCAUGUGUCACAUACCAGUCUUCUGUUGGAUCCUUGUCUGUGUGCUUCAGGACAUGCUGACUCCCAAUUCUAAAAUGGAAAUACCAACAACCAUGACUGAACUCUUCAUCCACUUCCUACUCAUAGAGACUAACAGGAAGAACCAGAGAUGUUUUGGCCAAAGUGAAACCAACAGACGGGAGCUCCUGAAGAGACACAAGGAACACAUACUGAGAUUGUCUGAACUGGCUUUUAAGCAACUGCAAAAGGGCAACAUCUUGUUUAGCCAAAAGGAUCUUGCAGAAAGUGGCAUUGUUGACCAUGCCAUUGAAGAACACUCUGAAAUGUGCACACAGAUCAUCAAGAAAGACCGUACUUUCUAUAAAACAACAUUCUACUGCUUUGUUCAUCUGAGUGUCCAGGAGUUUCUGGCAGCUCUCCAUGUGUUCCAUUGUUUUGUGAGUAAGAACUAUAAGGUGCUCGAACCCUUUUCAGAGCAGAUGUGUGCACUUUCCAACCAACCAGUUGCCCAAACAACCAGUUCCCAACCAGAGGACAUGCUGAAGAGCACAAAUAAAUCAGUCUACACAAGUCAUGGAGAAGACUUCAGUCUUUUUUUAAACCCAGAGUUCCUCACAAAUACAAGAUGUUGGGAGGAGAGGAGAGGCCUGAAGAUUCCCACAAAGAGGGUUUCUGUCAAAACAAGAUGCCAUUGCAUGUUCUGUUCAAUGGAGCAGUGGACAAAUCCUUACAGUUUGACAGUGGGCACUAUGAUCUUUUUCUGCGCUUCCUUCUGGGAAUAACACUGGAGUCCAAUCAAGACCUGCUGGGAGGCUUACUUCCACAGAUAAAGGAAAGUUCAGCAAGUCUCGAGACAACCACCAAGUACAUCAAGGGCAUUCUUAGUGAGGAUGGCCAUUCAGUUGAGAGAUGUCUGAAUCUGUUCCUCUGUCUACUUGAAAUGAAGAACAACUCAGUUUCUGAGGAAAUUGAACAGUAUGUAAUAUCUGGGAAAGAACUCACACCAGCCCAGUGUUCAUUACAGGCAUACAUACUUCUAAUGUCAGAGGAAGUAUUGGAUGACUUCAAUCUGACAAUGUACAGAACAUCCCAGGAGGGUCGCAAAAGAUUUCUCAUUGUGCUGAGGAGCUGCAGAAAGGCUCGAUUGAAGGGCUGUGGUCUC
Alosa alosa (allis shad) is the source of this 1988-nucleotide messenger RNA. RefSeq names its product protein NLRC3-like. The transcript is spliced from 2 exons. Lineage: Eukaryota; Metazoa; Chordata; Actinopteri; Clupeiformes; Clupeidae. The record is from RefSeq and is a predicted model, not a curated record. Bases 28 to 1608 code for a protein of 526 amino acids.